Prunus armeniaca (apricot) is the source of this 453-nucleotide messenger RNA. The record is from the annotation of a GenBank genome assembly. NCBI's taxonomy places the organism in Eukaryota, Viridiplantae, Streptophyta, Magnoliopsida, Rosales, Rosaceae.
AUGUACUUCGAUGGCUCCAGUACCGAGACCAGAUCUGGGGCCGGGGUCGUGAUCGAGUCCCCCCAAGGACAAAGGUGGCAAUUUGCGUUCCAGCUUGAUUUCAAAUGCACCAAUAAUAAGGCCGAAUAUGAAGCACUCAUCAUCGGUCUUGAAAUUCUAAAAGAAAUGAAGGCGACUCGUGUCCUGGUCUACGGUGAUUCUCAGCUGGUAAUUAACCAACUGACCGGGGAAUACCAAUGCACGAGCGAGAAUUUAACGGCCCUCAAUACGGCCGACGAAUUUUCUAGGAUCUCCUUUGUUCACGUACCGCGCGCCGAAAACCAUGAGGCCAAUGAGAUGGCCCAGGUAGCGUCAGGUGUGAACAUUUCCGACAAUCGCGUGAUAAGGAUCGAGAAGCGUACCCUGCCGGGCUUUGGCCGAGCGAGGAAUGACGGCGCAAGUAUCAUCAGCUGA